GUUUAACCUAGUGAAGGGAAUGUAUCUGCUGAUUUCCUCCAAAGUUUGGACAUUUUGGCCUUAAUUCAAAUAGAGCUCGGACGAGAUCGGGAGGAAACCCGAACCGGGAUUCGAACUCGCUCCGCUCACGCGCAAACGGAUAUAGUGCAAUCCUCUGGCACUGACUGAACACGUAGUCAAUAUACGCAACAAACAACUUCAACAUUAUAUUUUAAUAAAUGGCUCUUAAAAGCGAUCAGAAGAUGUCAGGCAUAAAAGGCUCAUGGCUGUGCCGUUUGGUUGUAGUAGUGACAUUGGCAUGUGUCAUCUCUAUGAGCAUCAUGUUUUACAGUUUCUCGCCUUCUAACUGUCCACUACCAUUUCCUAAACCCAAACAAAACUGUGCAAAGAGCAGCAUCCCUCUUUCUGAUAAAGCAGAGGAGAAACCUAUACUUCUCUUAUGGACCUGGCCUGAAAAUUAUAGGUUUGCUUUCAGCGACUGCAAAAAGUUUUACAAUAUUGAUAAUUGUCAAUUGACGGAUGAUAGAGCUCUCUACAACGAUGCAGAUAACGUCAUCGUUUAUCAUAGAAACAUCGAAUGGGAUCUCUCCAACCUUCCUCCAUCUCCUCGUCCUCCGUUCCAAAGGUGGCUUUGGUUGCAUUUGGAAUCACCAACCAACACCAAAAGGAUUCCAGGUCUGGAAAACCUGUUCAAUCUCACGCUCAGCUACAGACAGGAUGCUGAUAUUCCUGUACGGAUGCGCUUGAUGACCAGGAAGAAACCUAAUGAGGAUUUCAUCAUUCCCAAAAAGGAUAAACUGGUGUGUUGGAUUGUGAGUAACGAUGAUCCCUCAACAGGUGUUGAAACAAGGAACGUUUUUUACAGGGAACUCCGCAAAUACAUCAAAGUGACUUUGUUCGGAAAGGCUUAUUCAAGGUUUCUGAGUUACGACGACUACUAUCCAACCCUGGCCUCCUGCAAGUUUUACCUUGCCUUUGAGAACUCCAUCCACAAAGACUACAUCACUGAGAAGAUCAACGGGCCGCUCGCGGCGGGGACCGUCCCUGUGGUGUUGGGUCCUCCGAGAAGAAACUAUGAGAACUUUGUUCCCGCCGAGUCCUUCAUUCAUGUCAAUGACUUCCCAGACGCAAAGUCACUAGCCAAAUAUCUGCUUUAUCUGGACAAGGAUAAAGAUGCAUAUCGCAAGUACUUUAACUGGAGGAAACAUCUCACUCCAAGUCCUCAUUUAAUAUUACAGACACAAGAGUUUAUUCUGGCUAUUUGCACUGCGUGUGACUAUAUCGCACGACACAGACAAUAUAAAGAAGCUCACGAUCUCUAUGAGUGGUACUUCAAUUGAUGUUGCCUCAGGUUUUGGUGACAAAUAUUUUUAAAUAAUUAAUUAAUCUUUUCAUCUGCAAAUUCCUUUUAAAUCACCUUUAUAUCAUAAUCAGGAAAAAAAAACAACAGUUAUAAGUUAAUAGGUUAUUCCUCAUGUCUGUAAUUGUUGUUUGCUGGUUUCUUUUUUAAAUACAAAUGUCCUCAUGUGCAGUUUGUUAGCUACAUUAUUUCUGUUUGUAAUUACAGUUUGGUUAUGUUUAUUACAUAAGUAUAAGGCAAUGUCUUUGAACCUGUCAACCCAACUCUGCAGUUGUUUUUAAAAAGAAGCAAUUACCCAUGGUCCAAAACCUUAUUUACACUCGUAAGCUUAUUGUACACUUGAAAUACAAUGCGUUUGCUACCUCAUAUUCAUGGUAUUUUCGACGUAAAAGGUCAGAUAUAAAAUAUUUUGUCGCCAAGACAAAAGAGGGCACCAGAACUCCGAGUCAAACGGAAGAGACUGACGUUCUUGACGUACGCAGCGUUAGUGACGUCACGUGCGUGAAACGUGUUUUGUACUACAGCAGAGGUGUUCUGGAUUGUGUUUUAAACCAGGAGACUAGUUUUAUUAUUCAUCUUUAAAUCGUCAACUCUUUGUUUCAUAACGGCUUAACGCUUUAGUUUCGUCAGCACGUCAUCGUCUGUCGUCCUUAUUCUUUAAAUGAAUCACUCUUCGUAGGAAAUACUUAAAGGUUUGUAUUAUUAUUAUUAUUUUGUUAAAUGAUUUUUUUACACAUCAAUUACUAUUCUCAAUGCAUUUUAAUGUGUUACUCUCUUAAAUGAUUCUUGAAUAUGCUGAUUCUCUCAAACGCUGUGAACUUACAUAUUCAUUUAUAGUUUCUGAAAACUAUUUAACCCUUUCAGGCACUGAAUGUAUUUCAGGUAUUAGUUUAGUCAUUCGUUAAGCGAGUAACAAACCAGUAAGCAGUGCACGGGUUUAGGGUCAUUUUGAGGUUUUCACCAGGGGUCCAGGUACAUAGAAAUGCACUUUUACAGUUCAAACCAACAACUUUGAUUUCUGUUAUGGGGAAAUGCCAUUAAGUAAUGUUAUAUAUUUAUAUUCUGAAGCAUGUUACUUUAAGAGGACAUUCAAAUAAAUAUUAAAUAUG
Carassius gibelio (silver crucian carp) is the source of this 2469-nucleotide messenger RNA. Its product is annotated as 4-galactosyl-N-acetylglucosaminide 3-alpha-L-fucosyltransferase 9-like. Lineage: Eukaryota; Metazoa; Chordata; Actinopteri; Cypriniformes; Cyprinidae. The transcript has 3 exons. Gene Ontology annotation, cellular component: membrane. Bases 219 to 1340 code for a protein of 373 amino acids. Gene Ontology annotation, molecular function: alpha-(1->3)-fucosyltransferase activity. The record is from RefSeq and is a predicted model, not a curated record.